AUGAUCACUCUGGUCGACGGCGCUCCGACUUUCAUGGACCCUCUCAAGGAAUGGAAGAUAAUAGUAACGCAUUAUGGAGGAUUGGCCGGUCUCGCUCUGAUCGGACUUAUCCUGGCAGCUAUUCUUCCCUGCGCCGGUCUCUUUUUCUGUUGUUGCAGAUGCGCGGGACAUUGCGGUGCCCGAAGUCAACCUUUCGAUAAAAAGCACGAUCAUUGCAGAAAAAUUAUGCUCAGCAUCAUGUUAAUCGUUGUCGCUACUAUUAUUCUAUUCGGCGUGGUGUGUGCCUUUGUGACAAACGAGUACAUGCAGGAGGGAACCAAAGAGCUUCCGUGUAAAGCCAAGACAAGUCUGAAAGACGUCAAGCUCUACUUGACUACCACGAAGUUAGAGAUUGACAAUUUGCUCAAGACCAAUCCCGAGGAACUUGAAGUUACGCUCAACAAUAUUCUGCAGGCCAGUGGAAAAAUCGUUACCGAACAACUAGCGGAAUAUUCUCACGCCGUCUCCCUGACAAAUCUGAAUGACAUCGUUGCUGGCUUAGAGUCGAUCAGAGAAGAUCUGAGAUUGAUGAAUAAAAUAACGCAAGAAUUAAGGAUAAAUGCCAGUCAAUUGGACAUUGUUGUCCGUGGUGUUAAGAAAAACCUUCUUCACACGCUGGCUGCAUGUACGACUGACAAGUGCCAACGGGUUCUGCACGAUUACAAAGUGAAUCAAAUGUCAGUACAGGUGGACUUCGAUAAGCUGCCAGACGUUACAUUUGCGUUACAUAACAUCACCGUGCUCAUGGAGAGUAAUAUAGUGUCGGAAGUAAGCCAGGGCAGGGAUUCGUUUCUGAAGAUUCAGAAGGAUAUACAGCACGCCGUUAAUCAGACAAUCCCUGUAGUUAGUGCGAGUAUUCGACGAGCCUGUAACUAUCUGGCAAGCAUUGCCAAUAACAUGACUGCUCUUAUCGACAGGAUAAAUAUCGACAUAGAUAAAGUAUAUAUGCGACAUUUAGAAGUUGCUCAGAAUAAUAUAAAUCAGUAUUCACCCUACAGAUACUAUCUUGGGCUUGGUAUAUCCGGUAUUCUUCUGACUGUCUUGAUGUGUUUAACGUGUGGCCUUUUCUGCGGUAUUUGCGGAAAACGUCCAGAUGGAUACGGAGAUGAUUGCUGUAAUAAAGGAUCAGGGGCACGAUUUCUUAUGAUGGCUGUGUGGAUUAUCUUUCUUUUGACGAGCAUUCUGAUGGUUAUAACUGUUGUUCAUAUGAUAACCGGCGUUAUAGCCCAACGUGGUAUCUGCGAGCCUUUAAAGAAUCCAAAAGACAACAGGAUGUUCGAACUGGUCGAUGAGUUUGUGCAAAUCAAGAGAAUACUUUAUCCGAAAAAUCCUAAUGCGAAUAUUAACAUGAGUUAUAUUGUAACUAAAUGCCAUGAGAAUGAGACGCUUUACAAUGUGCUGAAUCUAAAAAAUGUAUUCAUUGUUGAGAGCCUGCGCGAUUACAAUGGACGUUACGACAUCAAUGAUACCAUCCAACAAUUACGCCGCAAGAUCAGCCUUUCUCCCGGUGUAGUGAUCCUGAAGGAUAGCGCGAGAUCCAAACUGAACGAUCUAGCGCAGAGUGGCCUAAGCGACAUUAAAUUCUAUCAGUAUGCCGAGCUACUCGCUGAGAACAUUACGAAUAUUAAUUUGGAACAUCUUGCCAAACAAUUACGAGAAGUUUCCGCUAAAUUACCGGAAGGACAAGAGGAAAUCAGGCUCAGUCUUGAGAAGAAUGCACAUGACUUGGAACAUUAUCACAGAGACUUAGUCAUGCCUAUGGCUAUGCUCAGCGAACAAUUGAGCGCGAACGCGUUAACGCUUCAGGAGACCAUUAAAUUCAAUCAUAGUUCAAUGGCUGACGCUAUUCAUGAUUUAGUGGAUGAAGUUACCAAGGCACAGCAAUUCCUAAAUAAGGAUGGACCGGAAUAUGUUCAAUAUCUUGCUACUAAAUUUGGCAAUGCGUUUUUGCAUCAAGUGGAUAAAUUUCUCGAGCAUGUCAUUGAAUCUGCAAUUUUCAAAAUUGGAAGAUGUGCUCCCGUGUCGAAUGCUUAUAACGCAACGCUCGUGGCCGGAUGCAAUAGAAUUUUGGAUCCAUUCAACGGCUUUUGGGCAAGCGUUGGUUGGUGCCUAAUCCUAUUCAUACCAACAAUAAUGCUCUGUGUGAAGUUGAGCGCUCUGUACCAAAAGUCAGAUCCAUAUCCGGGGCCUCUUGUCGAAGCCGUCCACGACAAGAAGCACAUGUCCCACCGACACAAUCCCGCAGCGUACGUUGAGAGUUAUGACGGACCGGCGAUGGGAUACGGCGAGCGCGAGAGGAUCCCCGAUGCCCACCAGAGUACGUCGCAUCACGACUCGCGAUAUUCUGAUCUGGCAUCUAAGUAA
Molecule: messenger RNA, 2403 nt
Organism: Atta colombica
Lineage: Eukaryota; Metazoa; Arthropoda; Insecta; Hymenoptera; Formicidae
Product: prominin-like protein
Exons: 10
Coding region: 1-2403 (800 amino acids)
Cellular component (GO): membrane
Source: RefSeq, a predicted model, not a curated record